This is a messenger RNA of Acanthosepion pharaonis, 1167 nucleotides long. NCBI's taxonomy places the organism in Eukaryota, Metazoa, Mollusca, Cephalopoda, Sepiida, Sepiidae. The record is from the annotation of a GenBank genome assembly.
AUGUCACUCUAUCUAUAUCUAUCUAUCUAUCUAUCUAUCUAUCUAUCUAUCUAUCUAUCUAUCUAUCUAUUACAUAAUGGUGAGGUUUUGAAAUUAAAAAAUUAUUUAUCUAUAAAUCUAAAAAAUCUAUCUAUCAUCUAUCUAAAAAUCUAUCUAUCUAGUCUGUCUUUAUCUAUCUAUCUAUUUAUUAUUAUAAAUCUAAAAGCAAAAUCUAUUAUUCUAUCUAUAAAUCUAUCUAUCUAUCUAUCUAUCUAUCAUUUCUGUUUGACCGACUUAGUACAAAUACAAGCCUCCACUGUGAAACCACUCCAUAACACUGUUCUUUAUCUAUCUAUCUAUCUAUCUAUCUAUCUCACCAGUUUUUUGUCUAUCUUCCUCGGUGGGUUCACAUCUAUCAAGUGCCCCUCCUUCUUUAUCAAUGCACUAUUGCAAUCGUGUGGGCACAGCGUCGAACACGAGAUUGCAGAAUCUAUCUAUCUAUCUAUCUAUCUAUCUAUCUAUAUAUAUAUAAUUACUAUCUAUCUAUCUAUCUAUCUAUCUAUGUAUGUCUGUUACUAUCUAUCUAUCUAUAUGUUACUAUCUAUCUAUCUAUCUAAAAUCUAUCUAUCUAUCUAUCUAUCUAAUCGUUUCUUCUAUCUAUCUAUCUAUCUCAGUGAAAGAAAUCUAUCUAUCUAUCUAUCUAUCUAUCUAUCUAUCUAUCUAUCUCAACUAAAGUUCUUUCUUUCUUUCUUUCUUUCUUUCUUUUCUUUCUUUCUUUCUUUCUUAUCCUCUUCAUGUCGAGUCGUCUUUUCAUAUCUAUCUAUCUAUCUAUCUAUCUAUCUAUCUAUCUAUCUAUCUAUCUAUCUAUCUAUCUAUCUAUUUCAUUCUGUUCAUUAUCUAUCUAUCUAUCUAUCUAUCUAUCUAUCUAUCUAUCUAUCUAUGCCAACCACUAUACACUAUCUAUCUAUCUAUCUAUCUAUCUAUCUAUCUAUCUAUCUAUCUAUCUAUGUCUUCCUUUAUCUUAUUAUUUUUAAUAUUCAUCUUUUUCUUACUUGUAUAUGUUCUGUCUUCCUGCCCCCCUCACUACUUUGGUGUUUCUUUUUCUUUUUUUCUAUCUCCCUCUUAAAUGUCUUUUCCAUUAUUUGUGGUUUGUUCCUCUGUUUUCUUCUUUCUUUCUAUCCUUUUUAA